Molecule: messenger RNA, 207 nt
Organism: Protopolystoma xenopodis
Lineage: Eukaryota; Metazoa; Platyhelminthes; Monogenea; Polystomatidea; Polystomatidae
Source: the annotation of a GenBank genome assembly
UAUGGUCGAAAGCCAACUGUGGGCGUACUUGACAUGGGCGGCGCCAGUAUGCAGAUUGCUUUCGAGAUUCCCGAGAAUGUGAACCCGCCAAUCGAAUUUGUUUCUCAGAUCAACUUGGGCUGCGAUGACGAGAUAAGGGACCACGUUUACAGGAUUUACGUAACUACAUUCCUUAGAUAUGGCUCAAAAGAGGCUCGAGAACGGUAA